Puccinia triticina is the source of this 2112-nucleotide messenger RNA. RefSeq lists its product as uncharacterized. Bases 1 to 2112 code for a protein of 703 amino acids. The transcript has 2 exons. The record is from RefSeq and is a predicted model, not a curated record. Lineage: Eukaryota; Fungi; Basidiomycota; Pucciniomycetes; Pucciniales; Pucciniaceae.
AUGGACGUUUUUCAACAAGGAUACCGCGAAGAAUAUCACGGACACGAUACAAUCGUCACCCCGACCCUCCUGACCCUGAACAAGCACGCAACAGCAUGGCGGAAAGCCGAAUACUUGGCGCCCUGCACAUCUCUCAUUGGGCCAACGAUGUGCGGAAAAACCCGCUUGGUGAUGGAGCUGGCAGAUGAAAUCUGUGUCGUGCAUAUCUGCCUCCGUCCCUACGAUGACGACGGGGAACCCAAACGAUCCCAGCUUGCCACCGAAUUCCUCCAGACGCCCCGCUCCGCAGACCUUGAAAAGUACUACACUAGACUCACCACUUCGAUAUUAUCUGUUGUCAUUCGAUUCUUUGAAGACGCUUCUGAAAGUAAGGCUCCAAAAGACGUAUUGCAAGAGUGGUACAAGCACCAUACUUCAACCAACACGGAUUUUUACUCAAACGUCCAGUCAGCAUUCGAACAAACCGCCCUCACGACAGAUCCCGUCCACCAGCUUGAACUCACAGCUCAAAAAGCUGGUCAAACUCGCAUCCUAGAACGUUCUCCGUUGAAGGUAUUGCUGGCGAUCGACGAAGCCAAGGCUUUAUUUGACAAACCAAGCAAUGAAAGAGAUCCGGAUGCAAAACCGCGGUCCCACUUUUUCCACCGUGCCUUGAGAAAUUUACCAGACACUUCUGGUGUCUUCGCUAUUCUAGUCGACACAGAUUCUUGUGUAGCCAAUUUCAAUCCGAGAGGUGCAAACCAGUCAACCAGCCGACCUAUUAGCCUCUGCGCGACCCCAUCCAAGCUGUACCCCCCAAUUUACCAAAUACGCUCGUUUGACCAGAUGGUCUCCCCUAAGCCACCCAGAUUCUGGGACGAACUGUUUGUACCAGAGCGGCUUUGUAAAUAUGGAGUUCCUUUCUUCAGUGUACACUUCAGACUGUUGAUAGAGGGUUACCGUGUGCUGGACCCUGCUGGAGCUGUUCGCAAGAUUUCUCGGCUUGCCCUGACGAUACUUCUUGACUCUCACCCGAGUGACCCUAUCAAGAUAACUGAAUCUCAAGCACUUGCCUUACUUGGUCCGACCAUCGGAGUUAUUCUCUCCGAUCAUGCGCGUCAAAAUGCGGUACUGAUGGCAUCUCAUGCGGCGCAUUGUGGUUACAUUGAUACAAACACCCACAGGCAAUUUAGCUUCUAUCCGUCCCAGCCGAUCUAUGCAUUAGCUGCAAAUGACUACUUGCACAAGAACGAGGACGCACUCAUAUCGUGUAUCAAUUCUCUGACGACCGUUCUAUCUGACGACCCCAGGGACACAGGAGUUGUUACCGAAAUCGCCAGCAGAAUAAUCCUACUCUGUGCCAUGAACAAAACUGCAGCUGAUCUAAAGAGUCCAAAGGAAAAUUCGAAAGAUUCGGCACGCAUGCAAGACACAGCAUUUCCGGAUCCCGUUCCCGUCACCAAGUUCUUGGAAACUCUCACGGGCUUAUCGGCAGAAGAGCUGCCUCUGGGCUCAAUCGAUACCAAUCACAAGCGCAAACUGUUCAAACAAGGGAUGAUGUUCUGGAAUCACUUCAUGCAUACCCCGCAGAGGCCAAAGUCUGCAUUAUUACUUAAAUGUCUGGAGCGAGGAGUGGCUUUGCAAUGCCAGUCAGGCGAAUCCGUCUUCAACCAAGUCUUGUCCAUCUACUUGAAGGAGGGGUCCAAUGCCGAGUUGGAUGAAGCAAAUACCACAUUCUGCGGUAUACGUUCCAACAGCCGAACCAAAGACUGUCCGGUGGAGACUUCCCAGGAGGACAUGACCCCCGAAGCGGCUCAUAUCGACUUGAGCCAAGAAAAUAAUCCCUAUCUCGCGCUGUACUUUUGCUUGAAAGACGCUCCCUUCGAUACCGGAAGUGACACAAGAAGAGAUCACUAUCGACUACCUUCCUACGGAGAUCCUGACCCUCGACAGGCAACAUUGGUGUUCUAUGGAGUCGAUUCGUUCCAUUUCCUCAGUCUCGGGGUGAAGAACGCGUUGAAAGAACUAAUCAAACUUCCCAUAGAUCUUGUAUCCCAACAUGGACAUUCCGAAAUUGGACAACAGUACGCGAAAGACCUUUUGCUCGGUUCUCGCAUGCAUACCUUCUCUUAA